Messenger RNA from Spodoptera frugiperda (fall armyworm), 1891 nucleotides. RefSeq names its product chitinase-like protein EN03 (gene Idgf). The coding region runs from base 74 to 1453 and encodes 459 amino acids. The record is from RefSeq and is a predicted model, not a curated record. Gene Ontology annotation, molecular function: chitin binding. NCBI's taxonomy places the organism in Eukaryota, Metazoa, Arthropoda, Insecta, Lepidoptera, Noctuidae. Gene Ontology annotation, cellular component: extracellular region. The transcript is spliced from 10 exons. Gene Ontology annotation, biological process: chitin catabolic process; carbohydrate metabolic process.
AGUUGGAGUUCGAGGCUCAUUCGCCACAUACGCCUCGUGGUGAUCAGUCAUUUAGCAUAGUUAUUUAUUAAUCAUGAAGGUUCUGGUCGUUCUAGCCGGCCUCCUGGCCAUCUCGGCUGCCGUCGGCCCCGUGGUCCCUGCCAAAGUCGUCUGCUACUACAACAGCAAGAGCUAUGUCAGGGAAUUCGAAGGAUGCAUUUAUCCAGCUCAAGCGCGCAUGCUGCCGUUGGACUUGGACCCUGCCCUGUCCUUCUGCUCCCACCUGGUCUACGGAUAUGCCGGCAUCCAGCCCGACACUUACAAGAUGGUGUCCCUCAACGAGAACCUGGACGUAGACCGCUCCCACGCCAACUACCGUGCUAUCACCAACUUCAAGACCAAGUACCCUGGUCUGAAGGUUCUGCUGUCCGUUGGUGGUGACUCUGACACAGAAGAAGCCCAGAAAUACAACCUCCUGCUGGAGUCCCCACAGGCGCGCACAGCGUUCGUGAACUCCGGAGUGUUGUUGGCUGAACAGCACGGUUUCGAUGGCAUUGACCUCGCCUGGCAGUUCCCCAAAUACAAGCCCAAGAAGAUCCGCUCCACUUGGGGAUCCAUCUGGCACGGUAUUAAGAAGACCUUCGGUACCACCCCUGUCGAUGAGAAGGAGGCUGAGCACCGUGAAGGUUUCACUGCCCUGGUCCGUGAGCUGAAACAGGCCCUGAACGUCAAGCCUAACAUGCAACUGGCCGUCACUGUCCUUCCCAACGUCAACUCAUCUGUCUACUUCGACAUCCCCGCCAUCAUCAACUUGGUGGACAUCGUGCAUCUUAGUGCCUAUGACUUCGAGACUCCUGAACGUAACCCCAAGGAGGCUGACUAUGCUACUCCCCUCUACACUCCUCAAAACCGCAACCCACUGUUGAACGCUGACGCCGUUGUCAACCACUGGAUCCAAGGUGGUGCUCCUGCCCACAAGCUGGUGUUGGGUAUCCCAACCGCUGCCCGCACCUGGAAACUCGACAGUGAAAGCGAGAUCUCUGGAGUUCCUCCAAUCCACGCUGACGGUGCUGGUGAAGCUGGACCUUACACCAAAACCGAAGGUAUCUUGAGCUACCCUGAAGUUUGCGCCAAAUUGAUCAACCCCAACCACCAGAAGGGCAUGCGUCCUCACCUCAGGAAGGUCACUGACCCCAGCAAGCGCUUCGAAAAAGAAUUAAAGAAAGACUUAACGAAGGACCCAGAGAUAACCCCUCUUUUUGGAACCUAUGCCUUCCGUCUCCCCGACGACAACGGUGACCCAGGUCUGUGGGUGUCCUACGAAGACCCUGACACUGCUGGACAAAGGGCUGCUUACGUCAAGGCCAAGAACCUCGGUGGAGUUUCUAUCGUUGACCUGUCCAUGGAUGACUUCCGCGGUCUCUGCACCGGAGACAAGUACCCCAUCCUCAGGGCUGCCAAAUACCGUCUUUAAAUUACAAUAUCAAUAUUAAUUACUCGUUAUAACAAUACCUAUUACUCGUAGUUACUCAAUAAACAUAUCAGAUACUCAAUGUAAUAUUCAGAUAUUGUAAUGUUAUUAAAUUAUAUCUUCCGUUUGUAUAUUUCAAUAGGGAUGAUGGCAGGGCAUGGACAUUAAACAUCUAUUCUGCCCGUCGAUUUGACAAAGAAAAAUAUUAGACAUGUAUUAUUUAUUUUCAUAUAAAACAUAUCUUUGUAUCUAUAUUAAAAUAAAAAAUCAUGUCUAAUGCUUUUAAUUAAUCUAUGUCGGUUGUUAUCAUCCCUCUCUAAAAUUGGACUGGUCAUUUAUACCAUAAUGGCGACGUUAUAAUCAUAAUAAUAUUAUUUAAACAACAGAAUAAUAAUUUAUAAUUGUAACUUUUUUAUAAUAAAACUCUACUUGCUGUGCGAA